This is a messenger RNA of Exophiala viscosa, 1176 nucleotides long. RefSeq lists its product as uncharacterized. Gene Ontology annotation, cellular component: membrane. Gene Ontology annotation, biological process: arachidonate metabolic process. Lineage: Eukaryota; Fungi; Ascomycota; Eurotiomycetes; Chaetothyriales; Herpotrichiellaceae. The coding region runs from base 1 to 1176 and encodes 391 amino acids. The transcript is spliced from 4 exons. The record is from RefSeq and is a predicted model, not a curated record.
AUGAAUAACCAGCAAUCUCUCAAAAUCCUUACCUUGGAUGGAGGUGGAUUGCAGGCACUGGCGACACUGAGCAGCAUCUGUGCAGUGUGUCAAGCAAUCGCCAAAGAAAACAAAGCUGCGAGAAUUCCAGCCCCCCACGAGCUGUUCGAUAUCAUAUGUGGUGUCGGCACUGGCGGAUGGAUUGCAUUGUUGCUUGGACGAUAUCGUCUCGACGUUGCAACAUGUAUGGCAGUGUACAUGGAGAUUGCGAGAAAGGUAGACAGCGAUCGGAACACCUCCAGGUGGCCACGGCGAAAUCGUGCUUUCAAGCUCGAUCAAGACCAACUUGUCUCUGUGGUCGAGGAUACGUUGCUGCGGUAUAAUUUGGAUGCAACACUGUUGAGGGAAGAGUCGCCGGCACCAAACGUUUUCGAAAGAGGCCAAACCAGAUGUGCACAGGCAUUUGCCGUGGGUAUCAAACAAGGACGGAACAAACAAGGAACCGAGUACGAGCUCUUCAGAUCAUACAACCUUGAGGGCAAGUCUGCGAGCACGCUGUCUGGUCCAGAGCCCAGAAAGUGUCGCACUUCGCAAGCCUUCGCCGCAGUCGGAGCCGCCAAAUUCUUCUUGAAGCCAUACAAGGUUGGGAAGAGUGUCUUCUUCGACGAGACAUUUCCUCAGUCACAUCCCAUCUCAUCAAUGGCUCUCGAUGAAGCACUGACCGUGUAUGGCCCUGACGUGGAGAUUUCGGUCCUGCUUAACAUAGGCCCAGGUAUCCCUUCAGAGCAGGAUUGCAAAACUCUUGACUCCAUGUCCAUUGGCCCUAUUGCUCGUCUGACGAGGAAGUUUUCAUGGCCUGGAAGGAAGGAAGCGUCGCUGAAAGGAAAAAAGCCGGUGGACAACGACAGCCAAAAUGAGGUGCAGCAGCACGAUUCAACGCCCAGCACUCCUAGCGAAAGUGCGCUGAGACUGGAGUGCCAGAGACGAUUGGACAUACGUGACCGGUUGAAGGGCUUGUAUGGUGAUUCUGGGGCCGAAAAGUACCAUCAUCUUGGACCGGAUUAUUCCUUGGAGAAAGCGUCUCUUAACGAUGUUCAUGCCAUCCGACUGUUUCGAACUCGAUCAAGGGAAUCACAAGGCCGCGCGGCCGAGAUAGGGGGUGCAGUGAGCCAGUACUGGGUCAACACGAGGGCUUGA